This is a messenger RNA of Porites evermanni, 627 nucleotides long. The record is from the annotation of a GenBank genome assembly. Lineage: Eukaryota; Metazoa; Cnidaria; Anthozoa; Scleractinia; Poritidae.
AUGCUUCAACCAGAACAAGAGCGACCCCAGUUCACUGGGGCAAUUGUUCCUCACCCUUUCAGGAAUCACCAGGCAUACUCGACUUUGUGCAAACACGACACACACCUUGACAAUUAUUGCCAUGCAGACUUACUAUGUGGAAAAGUCCUAAGUGGUUAUGAUCUCGGUGCAGGCCUCAAAGAUACCCUCACUCCUUUCCUCACUGAAGAAGCAACCAACAAGUUGGCUCCUGUUGGGACAAGCCAACAUACAUGUAGGUCUCAAGGAGACAUGGGCAUUACAAACAGAACCUUGAACAAUUUAUAGGCAUCACUAACACAGGAGGAAUUCCAUAAGUAUUCUAACUGCACCACAACAUUCCAGACAAGUAGCAUGACAAGCACCGUCUACCAAGUGGCGAAUAAAAUGGUACUUGACUCUGAGACCACUGGUCUAGAUCAGAAUGCUGAAAUCCUACAAAUAGCUUCCUCUCGACCAAACAGUAUUGUACGCCUUGAACGUUAUCUUCUCCCUGACACCAAAACAAUUGCAGACUCUCCCACCCAAGUGCAUGGUAUAAGUGUGCAGUACAGAGAUGGCGCUAAGAUCAUACAAGAGAAUUUGCAAAAUCUGAGGGCUAACAGAUAA